CCGUGAAGUUCAAGGGCAAGAACGUGCCGAAGGAGGCGGUGAAGGGGCCGGAGGUGUGCACAGACCCCACCAUGCUCGCCACCCAUGCCAUGGGGGUCAACUACUUCAAGGAGGGGCCGGAGGUGGCCCUGAAGCCUGACUCCGAGUACCCUGACUGGCUCUUUAAGAUCCACCUGGGCCCCCCCAAGAAGCUGGAGGAGCUGGACCCCGACUCGCUCGAGUACUGGCGGCGCCUGCGGAAGUACAACACGUGGCAGCUCAACAAGUUGAAGAAGGGCAAGAAGCUAUAG
This is a messenger RNA of Acanthisitta chloris (rifleman), 290 nucleotides long. It is a transcript of the gene MRPL54, whose product is annotated as mitochondrial ribosomal protein L54. Gene Ontology annotation, molecular function: structural constituent of ribosome. The transcript has 2 exons. Lineage: Eukaryota; Metazoa; Chordata; Aves; Passeriformes; Acanthisittidae. Gene Ontology annotation, cellular component: mitochondrial large ribosomal subunit. The record is from RefSeq and is a predicted model, not a curated record. The annotation marks the transcript as partial.